UCAUGGUAUGGUUACCAUUACUACGACAUCCCUCCGGGCGCGGUCGAUCCGACGGAAUACCAAAAAUGGGGCUUCGCCAACGCGGUGGUUUAUAAUCCCAUCCUUGGUCUGAUAAAAGCUUCCUUCGUAAUCACGCUUCUUAAGCUGCGCUCUCCGAACCGCCGCAUCAACAUCGCACUGUGGAGCAUCUUCAGCGCCAAUGCGUUGUUCACUAUCGCUGCGCCCCUAGUAUGCGCCUUCCAAUGUCGACCCGUGUCUAAGUUCUGGGACAAGACGCAGCCGGGAACCUGUAUCGACCCGGCGAAUUACACGUAUGGUACGAUUUCUGUCGUACUCAUCACCGACGUCGCGGUGGUCGCAAUGCCGACCUGGAUACUGCACAAUCUGCGCAUGCCAUUCCGGAAGAAAGCGAUGUAUAUCUCGUUCCUGAGUUUUGGUCUUGCGGUUACGGGCAUCGGCGCUUACAGACUGUACGUCUUUGUGAACUUGUUCACGAACCGGAUUCAUGACCCCGAUGCCAGCUAUGGCGUUAGGCAGGGCCUCUCGAAUGUGGAAGUGAGCCUGGCAUCCAUAGGCGCGUGCGGUGGCACGGUGAAAUGGUUACUGGGGCGCUGCAUUCCGGUUUUCAGGGAUGAGGAGACACCGCGG
Molecule: messenger RNA, 648 nt
Organism: Trematosphaeria pertusa
Lineage: Eukaryota; Fungi; Ascomycota; Dothideomycetes; Pleosporales; Trematosphaeriaceae
Exons: 1
Source: RefSeq, a predicted model, not a curated record